Molecule: messenger RNA, 1332 nt
Organism: Tetrahymena thermophila SB210
Lineage: Eukaryota; Ciliophora; Oligohymenophorea; Hymenostomatida; Tetrahymenidae
Product: cysteine-rich secretory family protein
Exons: 5
Source: RefSeq, a predicted model, not a curated record
AUGAACAAAUAAAUCAAACUCUCUGUUAGGAUAUCAAGAGAGCUAACAUUUAUUAAUGUCGAAGAAAUUGAAAAGUUUUUAGAGGAACACUAGUGGAUUAAAGAAAAAUAUUAAUAUUCAUCAAAUAUGGAUCUUAAUGAAAUAUAUGAUGAUCUACUUGAUUACUUAGAGUCUAAGAAGGAAAGAUAUUCAACUCUUAGCCAAAUUGUUACCCAAAAUAAAAAAUAAUAAAAUAGUGAACUAGCAAAAUUCGUAAGCCAAGAAUUUAAGGAAUAUAACUUCUUGAAAAAAGUUGAUGAGAUCAGAGAAUCACUUUCAGCCAACAAAUAAAAUCUUUAAAAUCAUCUCUAAUUUAUUUUGUGUUCAUUAGAAACAUUAAUUGAAAAUUAAAAUAAUAUUCCUGUAUAUAUACAUUUUGAUAAAUUUAAAUACACGAAGGCUGAUGAUCUUAUAAAUUUGUUAGAAUUUUUCGGAUUUAUUUAAGUGGAACCAUAAAAAUAAGGUUAAACUACACUAGAGUGCUAAAAUCCAGAUGUUAAUUUUACUCAAAAUGCCAUCGUCCACCUAAGUGAUAAUCUUAAAGAAGAUUUAUUCUAUGAUGAAAUACAAAUAUAAAAAGAAUAAGAAAGACAAAAAGAAAUAGAAAAGAAAAUGUAAUCUUUAAAUGCACACAAACACAAAUCUCAUAAUUUGUAUGAGUUCCAUAAGAAAUAAGAUAUCAAUGACUAAAAAUAAAAUAGUAUUUAAGCAAGAGUACAAGAAUAGAUUAAAGCUUAAUUAUUUAAAAGUAGAAAUCCUUUUUUAUAGAGAUAAGGUGUAACAUUAUCAGAUGCAGUUUAGCAAGCAUAAAGAGAAUCAUUUUAUAGUAGCCAAAAUGCUAAUUAAAAUAUUUAAGCUUAAUAAUAAAAAAAUGAUAUUAAAAUAUUUGAUGAAUUUGAAAAAUUAGCAGAAAAAGACAUUGCAAAACAUAUAAAUUAGUAUAGAUAUUAGUUAUAAUUAUCUGCUUUGAUUGUUAAUGAGGAUAUUUCAAAAGUUGCAAGAAAUCAUUCUAUAAAUAUGGGUCUAGAAAAAACUUCAUUUGGACAUGAAAACUUUUCUGAAAGAAAAGAAGUUAUUUGUUAAAUAUAUAAAAAGACUACUUUUACUUGUGAAAAUAUAUUUUAAUACUACACAUAUUUAGGCAUUGCAAAGAUGGCUUUAGAUUUUUGGAAAGAAUCUCAUGGAAAUCAUGAAAAUAUGAUUUCGAACUCAAACUAUAUAGGAGUUGGAGUUAAAAGAAACGAAAAAGGGAUAUGGUACAUCACAUGCAUUAUCUGUAGAAUUGAAGAAUGA